UGACUCCUGACAGGGCCAUCCUGAAAAGUCGUAUUUGUGAGGAAGAAGAAACUCUCAACAUGGCUAUGGUAUCAGAAUUUCUGAAACAGGCAUGGUUCAUGGAAAAUCAGGAGCAAGAAUGUAUUAAAAGUUCCAAAGGUGGCUCUGGAGUACAUUCUUCAAAAGGUGGCUCUGGAGUACAUUCACAACACCAACAGUUUGAUCCAUCAGCUGAUGUUAUUGCUCUGGACAGAGCUAUUACUGUAAAGGGUGUGGAUGAAGCUACUAUCAUUGACAUCUUGACUAAAAGAACAAAUUCUCAGCGCCAGCAGAUCAAAGCUGCCUAUCAGGAGGCUAAAGGAAAGACUCUGGAGGAAUCCUUGAAAAAAGUUCUGAAAAGCCACCUGGAAGAUGUUGCUGUGGCUCUGCUCAAAACUCCAGCUCAGUUUGAUGCUGAAGAAUUAAGAGCUGCUAUGAAGGGGCUUGGGACUGAUGAGGAUACCUUAAUCGAGAUUCUGGCCUCAAGAAACAACAGAGAGAUCCAAGAAGCCAGCAGAUACUACAAGGAAGUGCUGAAGAGAGAUUUGAUACAAGACAUUAUCUCUGACACAUCUGGGGAUUUUCAGAAGGCUUUGGUUGCUCUAGCCAAGGGUGACCGAUGUGAAGAUGUUCAUGUGAAUGAUGAGCUUGCUGACAAUGAUGCCAGGGCUUUGUAUGAAGCAGGAGAGAAAAAGAAAGGAACAGAUAUUAAUGUGUUUGUUACUAUUCUUACUGCAAGAAGCUACCCACAUCUCCGAAGGGUCUUCCAGAAGUACACCAAAUACAGCAAGCACGACAUGAACAAGGUACUGGAUUUGGAGCUGAAAGGGGAUAUUGAGAACUGCCUGACUGCCCUUGUGAAGUGUGCCACAAGCAAGCCAGCUUACUUUGCUGAAAAACUGCACUUGGCGAUGAAGGGCUUUGGGACACGGCACAAAGAGCUGAUCAGAAUCAUGGUUUCACGCCAUGAAGUGGAUAUGAAUGAGAUUAAAGGUUACUACAAGAGGCUAUAUGGCAUCUCUCUCCGCCAAGCCAUUAUGGAUGAACUCAAAGGGGAUUAUGAAACCAUCCUGGUGGCUUUAUGUGGAAGUGAUAACUAAGUUUCAUAUUCCUGAAAUGUACUCAAGCCUUCUUUCUGGAAAUCUUUAUAUUUGCCUCAGCUGUCUAUAUAAAAUACAGGCUUACACAGUGAGAUUUUUGCAAUUGUAUGUGUUAUGUCAAAAAUGUCUAACCUGGAAUGUAUUUUUUUUCAGUGUCUUUAUUCUGAAUGGCAUAAAUAUCUCUCUGGGCCAUUAUUUAUCCAAAGUUAGAGAAGGCCCCCAGUUUUCUAUUUGCUUGAUUAAUUUUGAAAAAGCCAAAGUUUUAAUCUAAGCAAAGUA
Messenger RNA from Calypte anna (Anna's hummingbird), 1397 nucleotides. It is a transcript of the gene ANXA1, whose product is annotated as annexin A1. Gene Ontology annotation, molecular function: cadherin binding involved in cell-cell adhesion; calcium ion binding; calcium-dependent phospholipid binding. The transcript is spliced from 13 exons. The record is from RefSeq and is a predicted model, not a curated record. Bases 60 to 1118 code for a protein of 352 amino acids. Gene Ontology annotation, cellular component: cytoplasm; plasma membrane. NCBI's taxonomy places the organism in Eukaryota, Metazoa, Chordata, Aves, Apodiformes, Trochilidae. Gene Ontology annotation, biological process: positive regulation of G1/S transition of mitotic cell cycle; positive regulation of prostaglandin biosynthetic process; myoblast migration involved in skeletal muscle regeneration.